GAGCCAUGCAGAAUGGUAUGCGCCCAAGAAAAGGAAACAAGGUUGAGACCAAAGAGGCUUCCCAGCAAUCGGAGAGGGAGGAAAUGGAAGAAGGAGCUUCAGCAGCAGCUGAAGCCACUGAUGAGACCAGAGAGCCAACUCUGCAUGAUAUUGCUGGGAUUCUUCAGGCGUUCAUGGGACAACAGGAAGUUCGGGAGAAAAAGCAGAGAGAGGUUUCUGCACAACAAGAACAGCGCUUUAAGUGUUURCAACACCAGUUUCGGCUUUUGCAGAUGGAAAUGCAUGCCAGGACAACCCCGCCCCCUGAGCCCACAUCAACUGAUCCACAGCCUGUUGAAACUCACACUGAUCAGAUUCAAGCAACAUCUCAACCUGAGGACUCAGAUUUCAGCUCAACAGGUCAGUCUGUGCACGUWCAUCAUCCUAAAUUGGAAAAAUUAACUGCUGAAGAUGAUAUUGAACACUUUCUGACCACUUUUGAGAGAAUUGCAGCUGCUUAUCGUUGGCCAAAGUCAGACUGGAUUUUCCAUCUUAUUCCUCUUCUGACGGGUAAGGCUCGUUGUGCCUAUGUUAAUAUGGAUGUGGAUGAUUCCCUGGAAUAUGGAAAUGUAAAAGCUGCCAUUUUACAAAAAUAUGAUAUAAAUCCAGAAACUUACCGACAAAGAUUUCGCUGCCUUGAUGUUCUUGAUGAGAGUCCAAAGGAAUUAUAUUCAAGGCUGAAAGAACUUUAUGAGAAGUGGAUUCAGCCUAAAGAUAAAACUGUGAAACAAGUUGGUGAACUGAUUAUUCUGGAACAAUUUUUGAGAAUGUUGUGUCCUGAGCUUCAGGUCUGGAUCAAGGAGCACAAUCCGAAGUCUGCUGCAGAAGCUGCUACUCUGGCUGACGUGUUUGUAGCUGCCAGAAGUAGGAGUCAGCCAUGGAGCAACAGUGCAUGGAGAGCUGCCAAAGAUUCACGUCGGUUACAACCUCCUCAGCCUCAUCAAAAGUUAGCAAUGGGUGUGGGUAAGCCUUUYUUAAGAGAAAACCAGCCCUAUAAGGCAGGAAAAAGGCYUCCAGUGUGUUACCUCUGUGGACAAGAAGGUCACACCAAACCCAUGUGCCCCAAGAAUCAAAGUAAGCUAACUCAAAUGUGCUUUGUGCCUCAUCAGAAUGUGAAUAUUAAACCUGAAAUAAAACAGUCAAGUAAAAUUAUUGUAGUGAAGAUUGCUGGACAUGAAAUGAAUGCUUUAAUAGAUACUGGCAGCACACAGACUCUAGUGCACAAGAACCAUGUACCAACUAGUUGUAUAUGCCCUUCUGAAACUAUAUCAGUUUGCUGUGUACAUGGUGAUGAGAAAUCAUACCCCACUGCUGAUAUGUUUGUUGAGGUGCAGGGGGCUCCCUAUCUGUUGAAGGUUGGGGUAGCUGAUAACCUACCCUAUCCUGUAGUUUUGGGGGAGGAU
This is a messenger RNA of Poecilia reticulata (guppy), 1442 nucleotides long. The record is from RefSeq and is a predicted model, not a curated record. Lineage: Eukaryota; Metazoa; Chordata; Actinopteri; Cyprinodontiformes; Poeciliidae.